Molecule: messenger RNA, 6584 nt
Organism: Mastomys coucha (southern multimammate mouse)
Lineage: Eukaryota; Metazoa; Chordata; Mammalia; Rodentia; Muridae
Gene: Gfod1
Product: glucose-fructose oxidoreductase domain containing 1
Exons: 2
Coding region: 237-1409 (390 amino acids)
Molecular function (GO): nucleotide binding
Source: RefSeq, a predicted model, not a curated record
GAGCCCCGAGUGGUGGGCACUGCAGCAGUCACGGCUCUGAGGCUCCCGGAGCUUGCAGGGUGUGUGGUUCCGUGCGCUGUCACGCCGCCUCACGCGGGCGCCUUGCCCGGGGCUCGGCGGCUGGCGCAGCGCAGCGAGAUCCGCUGCAGGAGCCGGGGACUGCGGGACUGGCCGGAGAGGCGUGCGCGCCGGUGUUCGACUGGAGAUCUCGGGAGCUCGAGCGGACCUGAGCAGCCAUGCUUCCCGGGGUGGGCGUGUUCGGCACCAGCCUCACGGCCCGAGUCAUCAUCCCGCUGCUGAAAGAUGAGGGCUUCGCGGUGAAGGCGCUGUGGGGCCGCACGCAGGAAGAAGCCGAGGAGCUGGCCAAGGAGAUGAGCGUUCCUUUCUACACCAGCCGCAUCGACGAGGUGCUGCUGCACCAGGAUGUGGAUUUGGUGUGCAUCAAUCUGCCGCCGCCGCUCACUAGGCAGAUCGCUGUCAAAACCCUGGGUAUAGGCAAGAAUGUCAUCUGUGACCGUACUGCCACACCACUAGACGCCUUCCGCAUGAUGUCAGCUGCCCACUACUACCCCAAGCUAAUGAGCAUCAUGGGCAACGUGUUGCGCUUCCUGCCAGCCUUCGUACGCAUGAAGCAGCUGAUUGAGGAGGGCUACGUGGGCGAGCUGCUGGUGUGCGAGGUACAGGUGCACAGUGGUAGUCUACUGGGCAAGAAGUACAACUGGAGCUGCGACGACCUGAUGGGUGGUGGUGGCCUGCACUCUGUGGGCACCUACAUCAUCGACCUGCUCACCUUCCUCACAGGCCAGAAGGCUGUCAAGGUUCACGGGCUGCUCAAGACCUUUGUCAAGCAGACGGACCACAUCAAGGGCAUCCGUCAGAUCACCAGCGAUGACUUCUGCACCUUCCAGAUGGUGCUGGAGGGUGGAGUGUGCUGCACCGUUACCCUGAACUUCAAUGUUCCUGGAGAGUUCAAGCAGGACGUGACCGUGGUGGGCUCCGCUGGGCGGCUCCUGGCAGUGGGCACAGACCUCUAUGGACAGCGCAAUAGCGCCCCAGAGCAGGAGCUGCUGCUGCAGGACACUACAUCCGUGAGCAACUCCCUGCUGCCAGAAAAGGCAUUCAGCGACAUCCCCUCGCCCUACCUGCGGGGCACCAUGAAGAUGAUGCAGGCAGUGCGCCAGGCCUUCCAAGAUCAAGAUGACCGGCGCACGUGGGACGGACGGCCUCUUACCAUGGCUGCCACCUUUGACGACUGCCUGUAUGCUCUUUGCGUGGUAGACACCAUCAAAAGGUCCAGCCAGACUGGAGAGUGGCAGAACAUUGCCAUCAUGACCGAGGAGCCAGAGCUGAGUCCCGCCUACCUGAUCAGUGAGGCCAUGCGCAGAAGCAGGAUGUCCCUUUACUGUUAGCACUGGGACCUGGUGGACUUGACUUGCUGCGUGGGGCCAGUUCGGGGAAAACGCACUGUGGAGUGGGUGGCCGUGGGUGGGGAUUAUGGAAGGGGCAGCAUGAAUGCACAGCAUAUAGGGUGAUCCCCAUCCCAAGUAGAGGGCCCAAGUCAAAGAUGGUGGUGGUGGUGGGCCAAUGUCUUAUUCAGAAGGGCGUGCCAUCCUAAUUGGGUAUCUAAUGAGAGGAAGAAGGUUUAACUAGGACCUUUGCAGUCUAUUACUGUGAGAAGCGAGGAGGGGCUGCCCCCUGUCCUACCUCAUCCAUCCACAGACCUUGGCCUUUGCAAGCCAAGGCUGUGUAUCAUAUGAGGAGCUCAGCCAGAGCUAGGCUCUCCAUCAGCGCCCCUCACUGGAAGGAGAUGACACCUCAUCAAAUGCCUACAUAGAGUUUUUGGAUUUUUUUGGUUUUGGUUUUGUUUUUGGUAGAGGGAGGUAGAGGAGGUGUGUGUUGUGGGGAGGGGGUUGCUUUUGAAAAAGUUGUAAUUCCGGGAAGCCACUGUGUGUUUUACUUUAAGGAACUGAAGGAAACGUGCCCUGCUCUCUUGGUUGCUUUGUCUUCUAGGAAGCAUUAGAUCUAUCUGGCUUGUUGCUAUUAGUGUGGUAUAGAGUAAUGGACAGCAAAAUGAGGCUGUGGCUGUACCUCUGAGCUGACCAAGAUGACAGACAAGCUACAGUGAGCUACUUCACAGUCCUCCUUUAGCAGGGGGUGGCUGUUGAUCCUGCCAGGAGGCUCUCUAGGUAGCACUGAGAACCACUAUGGCUUAUGUGGCAUGGGCUUAACUGCAGCUGCCUGCCUGGGUGGGGUGCCUGCAACCCUGGGUGUAGCAAUAUGGGUACCCCAAAAGAAGGGAACACGAGGCCAGCCCCAGAGUUGCUGUAAGCUCCAACUGCCAAGCUGAAGAAAGACAUUUAGGACUCCGAGCUUUGUAGGCUUAAACAAGAAGCCUGUGGCUUCACCCCGUAGAGUUCCUUUCCCUUUAAGAAGACCCAAGCCUCUUUUCCUUCCCUUUGGCCUUGGCUCUCAGGACUCUGACAGCUGGAAACUUCUGAAAAGGUAUUAAAACAAAAAGCCAACAGAGAACAUAAUUCUCAAGUGUUUCUAAAAUGGGGAUUCAGAACCUGGAGAGGUCUGUACAUAGGUGGAGAAGGUUCAAGUUGGAAAAAAAAAAUCAUCUUUUUCUUCCCCUCCUGGUCACCUAGCCUUUUUACCCUCCAUUUGAAACUAAAGAUGGCCAAGUACUAGCUUACAAAUAGGCAGAGACAAAGCCUAUUGUCACAUACACAGACACACCUCUGUAAAUGUUUGCUAUCCUCAAGUAUCCCUAAAACAUUCGCAGCUGGUCUUGAAAGGUCAAGCCAUAGACAUUUUGAAAAUGGGGGUGUUGUCUUUUCCUUGGAUGGCUUUGCUAACUUUCACCAGGCAUGUGGCAGUUUUGAAGCUGCCUGUGUAGACUAGUCCCUCUAAGUAGUCCACCUGAGUCCAGUCAGCAUUCCUCCCUGGGGACCUGGUAAUUCACAGAGACAGUCAUACUGGAGGUCACACACCAGCAGAAUCAUGGUCAUUUUCUAGCAUGAAGGGGCAGGUGUUGCAUUUUGAGGAACCCCCCCACCAUCAUAUGUGGUAAAGUUGGUCAGCUGAAACCUUCCUCAACUUUGAUUGGUUGCCACCCUUCAUAAAUAGUGUUCCAGGUUUGCAGUUUAUUGCAUCAGAAUAGCACUCUUCACACAGCCUCAUCAUAGACAUUUGCAGGGUUUAAACAAAAACUCUCAUUUGAAGCUAGAGAAUAUGGAAAGAAUAUGUAUUCUUUGGAAGAAGCAUGAGAGAGCAUUAAGGGUACUGCAAUUCUAUUGACUGGAAUGCACAUGGUAGAGGUACCAACAGCAGGGAGAGAUGGGGAGGCAGUUCUCUGAAAGUAAAAAUGGUGGCACAGGGGGUUAGGAGCUUCUUUAGUGCUCCUUCAGCUCUUGCCUUUCCAUGUGCAAAUUCUUGAUUGGCUGCAGCAGUGUAAGGCUGAAGUCCCAAGCUCUUGACAACAUUCUACAAAAUAACUUGGAUCUAAGUAAGUCCUGGCAAUGACCCAGACUACAGAGCCUGCUAGGAACCUUUAUAUUCAGUUUCCCCCGGCCUUGCUUGCUCCCAUCAUUUUAUAAAUAUGGCUGAUGGUCUCUACAAAAAGCCUGGUUCCCAGAGAUUUUAAAAAAUACACACACAUACAAUAUAUGUAUGUGUGUAUGUUUGGGAAUGUCCUGGGUUUGUCUGCAAAGUUAAGAGUCUAGGACUCCUCUGUGGUCACUGUCAGUUCCUCUAAGACUUCUUCUCAGUGGUAAAGUUGCAUCAUGGGGUUCCUCCAAAGCACAUCUUAGCUUUCCUGGCAGCACUUCUCUGUGUCAGGGCUUGUCAGCAUUCAAGGGACUGUGUCACCCGGCAGAGUAUUGUAGACACAUCAUUAUCUAUAAAAAUAGCAUUGGGUACUAUCUCAUUCCCUCCACAUUUACAUGAAGAUGUGACAUGCCCAAAGCCACACAAUUAGUGUGCAAACUACUACCUGUACUUCUGUUGUUCUGGCCGGGAAAAGCAUUCCUCCUGGAGCCCUGUAGGGGGCGUGCUCGCACCUCACAAAGCAACUGUAGGAGGCGUGGCCUGAGAUCCACAACAGCCCUGUAGGGGGCGUGCUCGCACCUCACAAAGCAACUGUAGGAGGAGUGCCCUGAGAUCCACAACAGCCGCCCGCUGAGCAGGAUGCCAGCAGGUUGGCAGUUACAGCUGUAGAAAGUAGUAGUUUUUCUUCCCCUUCCCAAAUGGAAAUGUCACUUGGCUGCUUUUAAGAUGACUUUCCCAUGUUGAUGUUUCAUUGUAAGCGACUCAGCAGCCCUGGACCCUGGGCCCUGGGGACUUUCUUAUCAUCACUGUCUAUCAUAGAUGGCCUUGGACUUGGUUGUGGGGCCUAAGUGUUGCAUAGGAAGACGUCUUUUCCCAGGAAGGGUGCAGACUUCGGGGUUUAGCUGUGCAUUGUACCAUCAAGCUCUUUCUUUGUUGAGUUCACUGACUAUAGCUAUUGAACUUGGGUUAUGAAUUAGGUUUCUGAUCCGUCCUCCUUUUCCAGUGGGUGCUGGAGGAAGUCAGCUCCAUUGAUGAUGAAAGGACUUCAGGAUUCAGGGUGUCAUCUAUCAAACACGUCAGGGAGGAACGUAAUGGCCACUGCCACCCACUUCCUCAGAGCCAGGGUUGGGGAGCCCAUUUUUCCUGAUUUACAGUUUGUAACUGACGUAUUGUACCUUCAGGGCUACCACACAGGGAGGGGAGGCUCAUCUAGGUCAUUUAAGCUGCCUAGUUGGUGAGCUCAGACCCGCACCACACCAGACAGUAUUCGCUGAGCUGUGACAGGAAAACUCAUAUUUUACAAAUGUGUUAUGUGUUAGGCAUAGAACCCUGGGCUCUGUGCAUGCUAGGCAAGCUCUCUACCACUCAGCCACACCCCCAGCCUCAAUUAAGUCUUGAAAGUAUUCAGAAAAGCUUGUAAUAACAAAAGGGUAAUCUCUAACCAUGCAUCUCUGUGGCGACUAGUGGACAUAGUCAGGUGUUCACCCUGAGGAGGACGGGAGGCCUGUUGUCCUACUGCUGGAUUCAAACCCUCUCUCUGACUAGCCCCUGACUCUUGGUCCAUUCACUGAUGAUUUCCUUUGCCCACCAAAACUCCAGAGGCUUGCAGGAGAGGGUGACAAUGGGGAACUUAACACCUGUCAGACAAUCCUGUUUGUUUCCUUUGGGCAAGGGAGGAGGAAGGGAGUCGUCAGGAGUCUGCAGUAUGGCUCCAGAGUCAUCUCCAGCACUUGUAUUGUUCUGCUGGCUCAUUCGGUUCAGCAUCCAGCAGGUGGGCCACACUCUGAGUCUAGCUGGGGCUUCUAGAACUUCUCUGCGGUGAUGUUAAGCCCUCCUGGGCUUCUCUAAGAGUGGUCGGUGGUCUCCUCAGAGUUUAUCGAUCUGAGUGACUGCAUUAGUAAAAAGAAGCUACCAGACCCAACUGGCCUUCUUCUCCCCUGCAUCAGGGUCCUUGUCUGCUGGAGCCCUUGAGAGGGCCACCGAAGCCUCUGGCUCUCUUCCAGGCUCCUGAUGCAUUGCAUUACUGAGUCCUCUCAAAUCUGCUGCAGCCCCUUGUUUACACCAGUAGGGAACAGAGUGAUAAAAAGAACCUUCUAGUUGAAAUGCUUGAUGAUUACUGCAGCGAUAAACCUUGCCUGGGCCAGUAGAGUUGGGAAAUCAUCAGGGCCAUGGAGUCACCAGUCACUGUUGUUUCCUGUGCCCUGUCUGGCUUUCUGCUGUCCCUGCAGCCACCACAAGGGCUAGGCUGUUCAAUGAGCCCUAUAGCUUCUAAGAAAUGCAGUGGCUUAUUUGUAAUACUGUGUGGCAUCCCAGGUGAAGAAGCAAAAGCCUAUGGCCUGAUCUACUCCUUUAUUCUGCCCUGUCCCUGGUUUAGGGGAGGGAGAACUUUCUAGCAAUUAUGGCUUUGUUUGCUGCCUGGUGCUUUUAUAGUCAUUUGUUUUCAUUUCCUUUUUUUUUUUUUAAAAAAAAAACAAAAACAAAAACAAAAUUGCAUUGGUUUGGUUGUCAUUGUCUAGUGUAUAUUUAUUGUUUUACAAACAUGGGUAUAUAUAUAUAUAUGUAUGUGUAUGUAUAAAACCAAACUUAUAUAUAUAUAAAAAGUCAAGGCAUGUAUAUUAGAUAUUUUAAAGUUAUUUAUCAAAGGGAAAAGAUGUGUGUUAUAAAGUAAAACAGAGUCUAUAUUUUAUAUAUAAUGUAGAUAGCAAAAAAUAGCUUAUAAAUUAUAGAAGGUUUUACUUUUUGUUUUCUACUAUUAAAAAAAAGAAAUUUAAAAUAGUGCUUGGUGUUCUCAAGGCAAAUCGCUACAGAGCUGGAGGUGGCUUGCCCUCCCUUGGGACCUGCAGUUCCAGGUUCCUGAGUGGAUGAUGCCCCACUGGUGCCUGUGUGAUGGAUGCUCUGGGCCAGGGUAGACAUGCUCAACCAGCUGCCUGGGCUGCUCUAACAUCACUUCCCCUGUCCAUGAAUGGUGUUGAUGAAUUGAGCAUUGGUGGGAGAAAAGAUGAAAGCGGCAAAUAAAGUCUUCAAAGAAGAGGUGA